AUGUCAGGCCUUGAAGUACUUCUAGUUAUUGGUGUGGGAGUCGCUGUGACUGCUGGCGUCCGCAAAGCUCGCAAAGACCGCAAGCAGAAGAAAUUGGCUGCACAUGGUACUGCCCAGCUUGUGCCUGAAGAGUCCAACCGAGCUACCAGUAGCCAACCUCACCAAGGCCAGAAUGUAGAGGAGGAGUCCCUGCCACCAUACUCACCACCAUCGAAAGAGCUGCUAGUCGACGACAACAAACCUCCAGCAUAUGAUACGGCGGGGAGCGGAGACGAAAGCAACAAUAUGCCUGGAGCUACAACUGAUAUUGCUUCGACUACAGAAAAUGCAACCGAAGAUGGGCCAGCGGCUGUUUCGGAACGUACGAAGAAGGAGAAAUCGCAUAGAUGGAAAGCAUGGCGGCGCGGCAGAAGCGACAAGUCCGACGCAACCAUUCAGUCUGGUGGAUUUGAGACGAGGUAG
Messenger RNA from Lithohypha guttulata, 462 nucleotides. RefSeq lists its product as uncharacterized. The coding region runs from base 1 to 462 and encodes 153 amino acids. The record is from RefSeq and is a predicted model, not a curated record. The transcript has a single exon. Lineage: Eukaryota; Fungi; Ascomycota; Eurotiomycetes; Chaetothyriales; Trichomeriaceae.